Molecule: messenger RNA, 1220 nt
Organism: Sardina pilchardus (European sardine)
Lineage: Eukaryota; Metazoa; Chordata; Actinopteri; Clupeiformes; Clupeidae
Product: septin-4-like
Exons: 9
Coding region: 147-1067 (306 amino acids)
Biological process (GO): cytoskeleton-dependent cytokinesis; intracellular protein localization; regulation of exocytosis
Cellular component (GO): cell division site; septin complex; septin ring
Molecular function (GO): GTPase activity; molecular adaptor activity; GTP binding
Source: RefSeq, a predicted model, not a curated record
UCAACACUGAAGAUGAUGAAUUUGAGUCACAGGCUGAGGCUUCUCUCACAGUGCCCUUGUCAGAUGGUGAAAGUCCGCCAGCAUGUAGCACGCCAGUCCCGGUCAGACCCAAGAGCCCAUGGGGAGCACAUGACCCCUAUCUGUCCAUGGAGGAGCUAGGGAAGUCCUUUGUGGGCUUUGCCUCUUUACCUCACCAAAUUCACAGGAAGAACGUGAAAAAAGGCUUUGAGUUCACGCUGAUGGUUGCAGGGGAAUCUGGCCUGGGGAAGUCCACCCUGAUCAACAGCCUGUUUCUCACAGAUCUUUACAGUGACAGGAUCAUACCCAAAGCCUCAGAGAUGUUAAAAAGAACAGUUGCUAUAAACAAGAAGACAUUAGACAUUCAGGAGAAGGGAGUCAGGCUGAAGCUGACCAUUGUGGACACACCAGGAUUUGGGGAUGCCUUGGACAGCACAAAGAGCUAUGAUCCUAUACUGGACUACCUCGAUCAGCAGUUUGAGAAGUACCGUGUGGAUGAGAUGGGCACGCAUCGCACGCAAAUCAAAGACAACCGCGUCCACUGCUGUCUCUACUUCAUCUCCCCCUUUGGCCAUGGUCUGAGGCCCAUAGAUGUGGAAUUCAUGAAGGACCUGCAGGGGAAGGUGAAUAUUGUUCCUGUAAUAGCCAAAGCCGACUGCCUCACCCAAGCCGAACUGCUGCAUAAGAAAGAAACGAUACGGAUGGAGAUUGACCUUCAUAAGAUCAAGAUCUUCCAGUUUGCAGAUUGUGACUCUGAUGAUGACAUAGAAUGGACCAGGCAGGAUUAUGCGAUGAAGAACAGCAUCCCUUUUGCUGUGGUCGGGAGCAAUAUGGUGUUGAGGACCCAGGGGAGAAUUGUGAGAGUGCGGGGGUACCCGUGGGGAGUGGUGGAAGUUGAGAACCCCGCCCACAGCGACCUGGUCCACUUGAGGACUAUGCUGGUGCGCACGCACAUGCAGGACCUGAAGGAGAAGACCCAGGAGAGCCUGUACGAGCAGUACCGCAUCGGUCGCAUGCAGACGCGCACGCCCAGCGCAGUGUUCCAGUAGGCAGGCAAGAGACACACGUUCCCCCACACAACACCGCAUAGCCAUCCGGUGAUUUGUGUGCCGUCUGUGGCCUCACAUUCAUUCUUUUUUUUGUUGUUGAUUUAGGAAUCCAACUGUCGGACAUCAAUGCAAUAAAUUCCAGUGUGCAAUUAA